Messenger RNA from Papaver somniferum (opium poppy), 531 nucleotides. Its product is annotated as G2/mitotic-specific cyclin-2-like. Gene Ontology annotation, molecular function: cyclin-dependent protein serine/threonine kinase regulator activity. The coding region runs from base 1 to 531 and encodes 176 amino acids. Gene Ontology annotation, biological process: regulation of cyclin-dependent protein serine/threonine kinase activity; mitotic cell cycle phase transition. Gene Ontology annotation, cellular component: cytoplasm; cyclin-dependent protein kinase holoenzyme complex; centrosome. Lineage: Eukaryota; Viridiplantae; Streptophyta; Magnoliopsida; Ranunculales; Papaveraceae. The record is from RefSeq and is a predicted model, not a curated record. The transcript is spliced from 2 exons.
AUGGGUUUGAGAGCGAGGAUCACUGCAUCUGGAGAAAGCAUCAGGAGAAGAAGACCUGUUGCAGAUAUCGGUAAUUGUAUAACUGUUCGUGAGGUUGGUAAUGUUGGCCAAGGGAAAUUUGUUUUUGUAGUUCAAAAGAAGGUUACCACAGUGAAGAGGGCUAUAUCUGACAACGCUGCCUGUGAUGUACCGAAGGAGUCCGAUAUUGUCGAUAUCGAUGGAGCAGAUGUUGGUAAUCCCUUGGCAGUGGUAGAAUAUGUUGAAGAAAUGUACAAAUUCUACAAACUCUCAGAGAGUAGGUCAAUUCAUCAAGUUCAUGGAUAUAUGGAGUUGCAACACGAGAUAAUUGAGCAAUUUAGGAUGGUCGUUGUGGAUUGGUUGAUUGCUGUUCAUAUGGAAUUUCAACUUACUCCAGAAGUAUUAUAUCUUUCUGUCCAGAUUUUGGAUCGAUACCUUGCGUUGAAUUUGGGUGUGGGAAAGGAGGAGCUGCAGUUAGUAGACUACUGCCAUGUUUAUAGCAAGCAAAUAUGA